Molecule: messenger RNA, 742 nt
Organism: Aspergillus homomorphus CBS 101889
Lineage: Eukaryota; Fungi; Ascomycota; Eurotiomycetes; Eurotiales; Aspergillaceae
Product: putative short-chain dehydrogenase
Exons: 2
Coding region: 89-322 (77 amino acids)
Source: RefSeq, a predicted model, not a curated record
AGGAAGAGCUGACAACCUGGAAUUCCUCUUCUAGGAGGGCAGGAUCUAUGAUCGGUGGGGUGCCUAGAGGCAGAGCAAAACGGCGAAUAUGUUGUUUGCGAUCGCGCUGGCGCAGAAACUGGGGGUGAAGUAUAAUCUACAGGCGUUCAGUCUGCAUUCGGGGUGUAUCUCUACGAAACUGGACCGGCAUGUGGAUUGGAGUUUGGAGAUGAAAGAGUACUGUGUGGGUCGGUCACUCGGGAAUCGAGAGGGUUGGGGGUAUGGAUUCGGCGCGGAACCUUUGCAGAAGAGGCGCUGCGACUCACGUCUAUGCGGCGUUUGAUCCGAGCUUGAAGGGUAGAAGGUACUCGGGCCAUGCGCAACGGUCGCUGUCAAUGGGGUGUAUCUGAUUGACUGCCAUGUGGCCAACCCUUUGGUCGAUACACUCAAGCCGUGGGCAACCAGCAGCUUCAAGGCCGAGAGGCUAUGGAGACUGAGCGAGAAGCUGCCAGGUCGGCCAAGGAUUCCCUUAUCGAGGAAAUCGGGCUGUAAAGGGCUAAAAACACAAUCAAUCUCAUACAUGCAAUGGCCACCUAAUAUACACUCUAGAAUGCUGCUUCUCUGUUCGCCUGCCCUAAAUAUGCAUAGAUACAUCAACAAGGUGCCCGUGGGGUAUAUGAUAAGCUGAAUCAAGGCGCCGCUCGAAAUUUUGGUACAUCUUGAGGAGAAGAAGAUUAAAUCAUGGCAGUAUGUCUUUACAGAC